Molecule: messenger RNA, 2491 nt
Organism: Phalaenopsis equestris
Lineage: Eukaryota; Viridiplantae; Streptophyta; Magnoliopsida; Asparagales; Orchidaceae
Product: bromodomain-containing protein 9-like
Exons: 9
Coding region: 217-2256 (679 amino acids)
Molecular function (GO): protein binding
Source: RefSeq, a predicted model, not a curated record
CAGCCCACCACCCUACCAUUCUACCACGUCAGCAUCUCCCCACGCGGUCGAGCCUCUGCUAUAAGUACCCCCCAAUAGCCCGACACGUGUGACGGGGCUCAAAGCCUCCGUUCUAGAAAAAAGAAUAUUUUUUUUUAAAAAAAGCGAAAAUUCGACCCUGUUUCUAGAGAGAGAGUGUGUGGGAGGAGAGAGAAAGAGGAGGGCGGCGGGUCCGAAAUGGGAAAGACAGUGGAGAGGAAGAGGAAGAAGAAGGGCCGUCCCUCUCUCUUGGAUCUCCAGAAGCGUAGUCUCCGACUCCAGGAGCAACAGCAGAAGAGAAACCCUAACCCUAACCCCAACCCCAAUCCAUACCUCCGGUUCCCCAACACUGGCGCCGGCACUGGCCGCCGGAGCGCCCGCCGGAAUCCGAUCAUCGAGACUGUGUCAGACUUGCAUGCUGAUGGGGAAGAGGAUGAAGGUAACAUCGGGAAGCGGAGGGAGAAGAAACUUAAGCUCGUACUCCGAAUCGACGACCAUUCAGAAAAUUCACCGCGGCAUUCGGGGCCGUCGGGCACCGAAUCGGAAGAAGAGGGAUCGGGUUCACGCAGGAAGAGAAAGAUCGAGGCAUUCGAUGGUGGUGGGGAUCGCUUGAAGGUUGACAGGCACAGCUCACUGAAAACGACGGAGUUACUUCGAGCGGAUACAUCGAAUUUGGGGCCCGCGACAACUUUGCCGGACAAAAAGUUGCUGUUGUUCAUCCUUGAUAUGCUGCAGAAAAAGGAUACAUAUGGAGUCUUCUCAGAGCCAGUUGAUCCUGAGGAGCUCCCAGAUUAUCAUGAAGUCAUCAAGCAUCCUAUGGAUUUCAGUACAGUACGGAAGAAGCUAUCCAGUGGAGCCUACAAAAAUUUGGAACAGUUUGAGAAGGAUGUAUUUCUGAUUAGUUCAAAUGCUAUGCGCUACAACGCAACUGACACUAUCUAUUAUCGGCAGGCAAGAUCUAUUCAAGAACUUGCAAAGAAGAAUUUUGAGAACUUGAGGCAGGAAAGCGACAAGGAGCCCGAAUCGAAGACAGUUGUAAGAAGAGGAAGACCACCAAGCAAGAACAUCAACCGUUCUGUCGGCCUGCUUCCUUCUGAAUUUACUUCCUCAGGUUUCUCCACAGAUUCAACCCCAAAUAAUGCUGGCGGUGCUGCCAAUUUGUCUAAUCAAAGCCAACCUUUGUUGAAGAAAGGCUUGGCAACAGAUAAGCCUGGAUUGACUGAUAUUUCUGGAAAAGUUUUGUAUGGUCUUCGUAACUCUGAUCCGUUUGGUUGGAUGAACACGAAUAAAGUUGAUACAAGUGAGGAAUUCCCAGGUUCUGAGAAAGGGAUUACUACAAGAUUGGGCAAAAAAGCUCCGGUUAUGGAAGAGAAUCGGAGAACCACAUACAGUCAAUUCCAACAAUACAACUAUGGAUGUGAGCUGCCAAUUUGGUCUCUGUUUGAUGGUGAGAAGAAACAGCUAGCUGCGAUUGGACUUCUGGAAUAUGCAGCAUACGCCAGGAGCUUGGCUCGGUUUGCGGCGCAUCUUGGCUCCAUCGGCUGGGCUAUUGCUUCGAAGAAAAUCGAAAAGGCUUUACCUCCCGGAACAAAAUUUGGCCGAGGAUGGGUUGGGGACGACGAAAUCCUUCAAAAAUCUCAAACACAAAGCCGGUCUUCCCCUCCCUCUAACCACUUUUCUCAGGCCACAAUUUCUCCCUGCACCGCAAUUCUAAAAGGAAACCACAAACCUUUACAGCAGCUCGAGGCUUGCCUCCGAGACUCAUCUUCCAAAGGCUGCAGCAAGAGCACUUCGAUUGCUCCCGCCUCCGACCAUGGAGAAACCAAUGACAGAGAAACCGUCGGCCUGUUGAAGCCCCCUUUUCUCGCAAAUCAGAGUAGAGGAAUGCAACCUACAGUCAAUGGCUUCAGGUUCAACCUUCCUAACUCGAUGAAGCCUACAAGACCGCCGAUGUCGUUUGGUUCUGAGCCACCCAUGACUGAUGCCCGGCCAUUCGAUGCAUUAGUUAAGGCACAUUCAAGCCACUUCAAUCCGGAGAUGGCCUUAGCUUCUAACUCUCCUGCUUUUGACAAACCGACGAGAGGUCACUGCGAUGAUUCACAGCUGCGGUCCUCGUCUUCAUUGCCGGCGAAGUUGGAAUCUAUUCCGCCAGAUCUGAAUCUUAGAUUUCAGUCGCCAGGAUCUCCGGGCACCGCGGGGGUUGAUUCACAGCAACCUGAUUUAGCUUUACAACUCUAAUUGAAUUAUAAAGGCUUUGAUUAUUGGUUUCUGCUUAACAUUUUCAUCAUGGGCCUAGUGAGGAUUAGGUGAGGGAUGAAAUAUAGAUGAUAAUGAGGGUUUCAUAACCACAAUUGUUUGACUCCACCCUUGUGAUUAAGUAGUGAUUAAGAAGCUCAAUACAGUUGAGCGUUUGUACAGAUUAAAUUAAUGUAUCAGUCUGAUGAUGUUUUAUACAUCUUAUUAGUGACAAUUC